AUACAUCCCCUGUUUUUAUAAGCUCUGCUUUUAAAAGUAAGACAGCCCCCCCUGCAUUCCUCCCUUUCAUACCUUUCCCACUUUUGUUAUUCUCUCAAUCUAAGAAAUGGAUUAUAGUGGCAAAUCUGCAAUAUCUCCAAUUAAUGUCAAUUCUACGUUCUCAAAAUACUCUCCAUCUUCUUCUUCUUCAUCUCCACCCUCUUCACAAACCUCUGCUCCAAGCUUUCCUUCCCCUUCCAAGUCCUCUCCGGGUGUCGUCCCGGCUGCUCUUCCUUCCAUUGUUCUGAGUCCAUGUGCUGCCUGCAAGAUUCUUCGACGGAGAUGUGUUGACAAAUGUGUUUUGGCUCCGUAUUUCCCUCCCACCGAGCCUUAUAAGUUCACCAUUGCUCAUAGAGUAUUUGGUGCUAGCAACAUCAUCAAGUUCUUACAUGAUCUACCAGAAUCACAAAGAGCAGAUGCAGUAAGCAGUAUGGUGUACGAAGCCAGUGCAAGGAUCCGAGACCCGGUUUACGGCUCUGCAGGAGCAGUCUUUCAGCUCCAGAAACAACUGAGUGAGCUCCAAGAACAAUUGGCCAAGGCACAAGCAGAGCUUGUGAACAUGCAAUCCCAAAAAGCCAAUUUAGUAGCUCUAUUUUGCAUGGAAAUGGCACAAUCUGGAGAAGCUACUGUACUGUAUCAGCAGCAGCACCAGCAGCAGCAACAGGAUUACAUUAAUACUGAUCCAACCUGCUUUUAUGAGGACAACAAUCUAUUGGAUCCAUCUUGGAGUCCUCUUUGGUGUUGAUGAAAAUACCAGUUGAAGCAUUAGAUUUGAUUAAUUAAUAAUUAACGAAAGUGAUUUUUAUUCUGGUAGGUGUCUGAACGAGUCGAUGUGAUGAAUGACUGGGGAAAUCGUUUGAAAAGGGAUUUGACAUUGAUGGCUA
This is a messenger RNA of Tripterygium wilfordii, 923 nucleotides long. Its product is annotated as LOB domain-containing protein 1-like. NCBI's taxonomy places the organism in Eukaryota, Viridiplantae, Streptophyta, Magnoliopsida, Celastrales, Celastraceae. Bases 107 to 784 code for a protein of 225 amino acids. The record is from RefSeq and is a predicted model, not a curated record. The transcript has 2 exons.